AAAAGAAAAAGCCUUAAAAAAUUUUAACCUUCUCUCUCUACCUAUCAGACAAAUCCAGGUGCUCCGGCCAGAAGACAAAACAGACAACCUCCAGCACGAACAAAGAACUGGGUUUCAUUCUGUUGUCAAGAAACUGUCAGAGCUAUGGCCACAAACGAAGGCUUUCAAGGUGUUUCAAAUUGCUAUGUAUUCAAGAGCCAGUUACAAGAAUAUGCACAAAAAGUGGAAAUACCUACACCAGUAUAUGAGACUAUAAAAGAAGGUCCUUCUCAUGAGCCUUCCUUUAAGUCCACAGUAAUAGUUAACAAUGUCAGAUAUGAUUCUUUGCUUGGGUUUUCCAAUCGUAAGUUAGCAGAGCAGUCAGCUGCCGAAGUUGCUCUCGUGGAGUUAGCUAAGUCUGGUGAUAUCAAUCAAUCCAUCUCACAACCUAUUCAUGAAACUGGUCUGUGCAAAAAUCUGCUUCAAGAGUAUGCACAGAAGAUGAAUUAUGCUAUUCCUUUAUAUCAGUGCCAAAAGGAAGAAACUCCUGGUAGAGUGCCACUAUUUUCAUGUACUGUAGAGAUCGGGGGAAUUCGUUAUGUUGGAGCUGCGGCAAAAACGAAAAAAGAAGCUGAGAUAAAAGUAGCUAGAACUGCUCUGUUAGCUAUCCGGUCAAGUAAAUCUGAGUCAUCUAUGGAACCAGUUGGCAACACUCAGUUAACAGUGCUUCCAUCUAAAAAAAGGCGGGCAGAAUCAAAUACUAAAUCUGAAGAGACUGCUAAUGUUCCUAAACCAAAGAAAGGUCGAUUUAAGAAGAGAAACUUCAAAAAGAAACUCUCAGGAGACAUGGUGGGCCAGACUCAAGUUCGAAAUGUAGGUGGUAGUGAAAUAUCAGGAGGGGGAGCUAAUCCAUCUGUUAAACCAAUGGAUGCAGAAGUUACACCAAACGCUCAUGACUCGAUGUCCCAUGUUAUCCCAAGUGAGAAUCGAACAUCUGCCUCGGAACCUGGUUCGGUUCCCCAGGUUAAUACUUUUAGUGCAAAAAAGGGACAGUCAACAGCUUUGUUUUUCAAUCACGGCGACUAUGGGACUCUUGAUGAGGGAGCAUUUCCAAUUUCAUAUGGAAAUAUAACUCCCUUGGCCAAGGAAGUCAAUAUGGUGUCCGGAGCAGCGGAGGCGGUUUCACUUGCAAAUCAUGGCGACGACAAUGGGACUCUUGAUGUGGAAGCAUAUCCAAUUUCAUGUGGAAAUAUAACUUCUGUGACCAAGGAAGAGAAUAUGGUGUCUGGAGCAGGGGAGUCGAUUUCACUUGCAAACAAUUCCAACCUACAGCUUUUCAAUCACGGGGACAACAAUGGGACUCUUGAUGUGGAUCCAAUUUCAUGUGGAAAUAUAACUUCCGUGGCCGAGGAAGCGAAUAUGGUGUCCAAAGCAGGGGAGGCGGUUUCACUUGCAAGCAACUCCAGCCUACAGCUUUUCAAUCACGGCGACGACAAUGGGACUCAUGAUGUGGGAGCAUAUCCAAUUUCUUGUGGAAAUAUAACUUCUGUGGCUGAGGAAGCAAAUAUGGUGUCCGGAGCAGGGGAGGUGGUUUCAGUUGCAGACAACUCCAACCUACAGUUUUUCAAUCACGACGACAACGGGACUCUUGAUGUGGGAGCAAAUCCAAUUUCAUGUGGAAAUAUAACUUCCGUGGCCAAGGAAGCGAAUAUGGUGACCAAAGCAGGGAAGGCGGUUUCACUUGCAAACAGCUCCGACAUACAUUAUUUGGAGGCUUCAAAUGUCAUGGCUGGUCUGAACCAAUCAGGAAAUGAAUCCAAGCAGGUGUAACAUAUAUGGUAGGAGUAUUCCUAUAAAAGAAAAGAAAAAUGAAAUAUAUGGUAGGAGUAGGACUUAUUAUUAUCUAACAGAAACUGAGGCCUGCAGUUGUUUUGAACAAGGAUGUGAGAAAGAGCCUUGACUUGCAGAACAGGGGUUUUAGGUUUGAACCCUCACGGUACCUUGGUAGUGUAUGUGUGAGAAAUCCCCCCUCCCCUUUGUAGUUUAGAUUAUGGCAUCGGCUUGUAUUCACUGAACUGAUUUGAUUAACUUCCACCAGUUCGUAGAAUACCCCAUUAAUCUUGUGGAUGGAAGGCGUGUAUGUUGUUGGCGAGGAUUUCUUUUGGAAUAGUGAAUUAUGGACGUUGCUAAUUAUUUUUCUUUUC
Messenger RNA from Prunus mume (Japanese apricot), 2183 nucleotides. The record is from RefSeq and is a predicted model, not a curated record. NCBI's taxonomy places the organism in Eukaryota, Viridiplantae, Streptophyta, Magnoliopsida, Rosales, Rosaceae.